AUGAAGCAGAGGUUCUCGUCCAUAGACGUCAAGGUCAUCACCCAGGAGCUGGCCGCGGAGCUGGUCAACCUGCGGGUGUCCAACAUCUACGACCUAUCAUCACGAAUCUUCCUUUUCAAGCUCGCCAAACCAGACCACCGCCGCCAGCUCAUUGUCGACUCCGGCUUCCGCACGCAUGUCACCCACUACUCCCGCACCGCCGCGACGGCCCCCUCACCCUUCGUGACGCGCCUGCGCAAGUUCCUGAAAUCGCGUCGCAUUACGGGAGUCGCCCAGAUUGGCACGGAUCGGAUCAUCGACAUCUCCUUCAGCGAUGGCGCCUACCACAUGUUCCUCGAGUUCUUCGCCGGAGGUAACAUCAUCCUCACCGAUCGCGAGUAUACCGUUAUCUCGCUGUUCCGAAAUGUCCCUGCCAGCGCGGGCGAGGAGGAGAUGAAGCUUGGUAUGACGUACAAUGUGACCAACAAGCAGAACUACGGCGGAGUGCCAGAGAUCACAUCGGAGCGAGUGAAGGCGGUUAUUGAGAAGGCUCAGGCGCUCUUCUCUCAGGAAGGUAAUGCGCCCAAGAAGUCGAAGAAAAAGGCCACGGACGUCGUACGCAAGGCGCUUUCUCAGGGAUUCCCUGAAUAUCCUCCGCUGUUGCUGGAUCACGCCUUUGCGGUCAAGGAUUUCGAUGCUGCUACGCCGCUGGACCAGGUGCUCGGAGAUGAUACUCUUCUGAUGAAAGUGGAGGAAGUGCUUCGCGAAGCCGAGAAGGUGUCGAGCAGUUUCAGUGUCGGUGAGAGUCACAAGGGCUAUAUUGUGGCGAAGCAAGACGAACGACCUUCUAAAGAGGGCGAGAGCCCAUCGAAGACUCCUGGCUUGCUGUACGAGGACUUCCAUCCUUUCAAGCCGCACCAGUUUGACGGAAAGCCCGGAUUGUCUAUUCUGGAGUUCGAACAAUUCAAUGCGACGGUGGACGAAUAUUUCUCUUCUUUGGAGUCCCAGCGACUGGAAUCUAGGCUCACUGAGCGAGAGGAGGCCGCCAAGCGCAAGCUCGACUCCGUACGAGACGAGCACAAGAAGCGCAUCGACGCAUUGAAAGAUGCACAGGAGAUCCAUAUUCGCAAAGCUGCUGCCAUCCAAGAUAAUGUCUACCGUGUUCAGGAGGCCAUGGACGCUGUAAAUGGCCUCGUGGCGCAGGGAAUGGACUGGAGCGAAAUUGCUCGUCUCAUCGAGAUGGAACAGGGCCGAGGAAACCCCGUGGCACAGAUCAUCAAGCUGCCUCUCAAGCUGUAUGAAAACACAAUUACGCUUCUGCUUGGAGAAGAGGAGGAGGAGGAGGAAGAAAAAGAUGCCGAGUCCAGCGAUGAAUCUGGCUCUGAAUCCGACUCUGAGAACGAAGCGCAGGAAAACCAGAGACGCGCAGAUGCUGCAUCGCGUAUGCUUAAUAUUGAUGUCGAUCUCGGUCUUACUCCUUGGGCCAAUGCCUCGCAGUAUUACGACCAGAAGAAGUCAGCCUCGGAGAAGGAACAGAGGACUGUUCAAUCUUCUACGAAGGCGUUGAAGAGUCAUGAGAAGAAGGUGACUGCCGAUUUGAAGAAGGGUCUGAAGCAGGAGAAGCAAGUUCUGCGCCAGGCCCGCGAGCCGUUCUGGUUUGAGAAAUUUGUUUUCUUCAUCUCUUCUGAGGGAUACCUCGUUCUGGGUGCGCGCGAUGCCAUGCAGGGUGAGCAGCUCUACAGACGCUACCUGAACAAAGGCGAUAUUUUUAUUCACGCCGGUCUGGAGGGCGCAUUGCCGAUUGUGGUCAAGAACCGCAAUGGCAACCCCGCCGCACCUAUUUCCCCAAGCACACUCUCUCAAGCUGGAACCAUGUGCGUCUCGACCUCGGCAGCAUGGGAUUCCAAGGCUGUUAUGUCUGCUUGGUGGGUGCACGCCAACCAAGUCUCCAAGAUUGCUGAAGUGGGCGGUGGAAUCUUGCCUACUGGUAGCUUCCAGGUCAAGGGUGAAAAGAACUUCUUGGCUCCCUCGCAGUUGGUACUUGGAUUUGCCGUUAUGUUCCAGAUUAGCAAGGAGAGCGUACGUAACCACAAGCAGCGAUUCGAGGUGACCGAUGGUGUUGAGGAAGUUAUUGCUACUGAGGCUUCGGAGCCUACUGCUAUGGAAGAAUCGAAGCCCGCAGAGCCUACAGAAGAGCCCGAUGAUGUCGCCGAGGAGGCUCCUCAAGAUCCUAAACCGAAACCUACUGAGCAAGCCACUGAAGAAACGCAGCAAGGCAAUGCUUCUGAUGAAGAGGAUGACGAUGAGGACGCAAAGCCAGCAAGGAAUCCUCUUCAGCGAGGUGAUCCUGAGGCACCUCCUAAACAGGAGGAACAAGCGCCUGAGGUCGAAUCUGAGUCAGAGGAAGAAGCAAAGUCUGAGCCGGAUACUGUGCAAGACGAUCAAGGAGCUGAUGAGGUUGAUGAAGCCGAGCUGUCCAAGCCCGCUGCGGAAAAAGAACCUGCCACUCAGCAAGACGAGCGCAAGCAACUUACAGCGCGGGAGCGACGUACUUUGCGACAGGGCAAGAAGGUCGACCUACCUGGUGAGGCCGAACCCUCGCCUGCACGGAUGGCCCCAACCCGCGGCAAGAAGGCCAAGGAGAAGCGCGCCGCGGCCAAGUACGCCCACCAAGAUGAUGAGGAACGCGAGCUUGCCCUUCGCCUUCUCGGAUCCAACAAGGGCAAAGCCGCGAAGGCAGCUAAGGCCGCUGAGACCAAAGCCCAACGUGAACGGGACGCCGAAGCCCAAAAGGCCCGCCGUCGUGCACAGCACGAGCGAGCAGCUGAAGCAGAGCGCAAGAAGCAAGCGCAAUUAGCCGAGAACGGAGACGACUACAACGAGGAAGUUGCCGCAGCCGAAGCCGCAGACUUGACCUGGCUUCCUGCUUUGAUCGGUACCCCGACACCGGAGGAUGAAAUUCUCGCGGCUCUUCCUGUUUGCGCGCCAUGGGCUGCCUUGGGUCGAUAUAAGUACAAGGUCAAGCUGCAGCCUGGUACGGUGAAGAAGGGCAAGGCUGUUAAGGAGAUUCAUCAUCGAUGGAUCUCGGAGACUACCACCGGCAAGGUCAAGAAGGAUCAUGCUGAGGAUGCGGGUGUUCCUCGGGCUGUUGCUGAGCAGCUUCGGGCACGAGAGGGAGAUCUCAUUAAGGGGUGGAAGGAGAAUGAGAUUAUCAACACUAUGCCCGUUGGCAAGGUGCGCAUCAUGACGCCUGGUAGUGCCGGUGGUGGUGAUAAGGGCAAGGGUAAAGGAGGUGGUGGAAGUGGUAAAGGUGGCGGUCCGAAGGGAGGAAAGGGUGGAAAGAAGAAAUAG
Messenger RNA from Penicillium argentinense, 3330 nucleotides. Its product is annotated as putative DUF814 domain protein. The transcript has 4 exons. The record is from RefSeq and is a predicted model, not a curated record. Gene Ontology annotation, biological process: ribosome-associated ubiquitin-dependent protein catabolic process; rescue of stalled cytosolic ribosome. Bases 1 to 3330 code for a protein of 1109 amino acids. Gene Ontology annotation, cellular component: RQC complex. NCBI's taxonomy places the organism in Eukaryota, Fungi, Ascomycota, Eurotiomycetes, Eurotiales, Aspergillaceae. Gene Ontology annotation, molecular function: ribosomal large subunit binding; tRNA binding.